UGUACUUCACAUACCAAGAAAAAAACAAAGAAUUAACCCAAAAAAAAAGUCCCAAGAAAAAGAAUGGGUAGCAUGGCUGAGAGAUGGGAGGAACUUAGUGGGAAAAACAAUUGGGAUGGGCUAUUGAAUCCCUUGGAUCUUGAUCUUCGUAAAUAUAUAAUUCAAUACGGUGAAAAGGCUGAGGUAACUUAUGACACCUUUAUUACGGAUACUGCAUCCAAAUAUGCAGGAGCUAGCAGAUACUCGAUGGAAAACCUUUUUUCUAAUGUCGGACUUGACCCAUCAAAGUAUCGUGUAACUAAAUUUUUCUAUGCUACCUCUUCCAUGCCAGUUCCUGCUGCUUUCAUUCUAAAAUCAUUGUCAAGGGAAGCAUGGAGUAAAGAAUCAAAUUUUAUGGGGUACAUUGCUGUGGCUACUGAUGAGGGUAAGGUUUCACUAGGAAGAAGGGAUAUUGUGGUUGCUUGGAGAGGAACAAUUCAGUCACUGGAGUGGGUUAAUGACCUUGAAUUUUUACUUAUUCCAGGACCAAAAGUGUUUGGUAAUGGGGGUUUAGUUCCCUUGUUCCAACCAUUGGUACAUCAUGGCUUCUACAAUGUUUAUACAUCAGAAAGUGCACGAUCAAAUUUUAAUAAAACUAGUGCUAGAGAUCAGGUCAUUGAAGAAGUGAAAAGAUUGGUUGAGGAAUAUAAGGACGAAGAGGUAAGCAUAACUGUGACUGGCCAUAGCCUCGGUGCAUCACUUGCAACCUUAAACGCGGUUGACAUAGCUUUCAAUGGAAUCAACAAGUCAAGCACCGGCAAGGAGUUCCCAGUGACAGCCUUUGUAUUUGCAAGUCCUAAAGUUGGGGAUCUCAAUUUUGUUAACACAUACAACAAACUGAAACACCUUCACAUCUUGAGAAUUCAUAACUUAUUGGAUGUUGUUCCGAAAUACCCACCCAUAGGCUAUUUCGACGUUGGAAAGGAACUAAUGAUUGACACCGUAAAAUCCCCCUACUUAAAUCCUCCUGGAGAUAUCCUCACUUGGCAUAAUUUGGAGUGUUACAUGCACGGAGUUGCAGGCACUCAAGGUUUAGGGCUCUUAAUAAAUUUUAAACUAAUGGUAGAUCGUGAUCUUGCCCUUGUCAACAAAUCUUCGAAUGCAUUGAAAGCUGAAUAUCUUGUCCCAGCAAAUUGGUGGACUGUGAAGAACAAAGGAAUGGUUCAACAAGAAGAUGGAAAGUGGAUUCUCCAAGAUCGCGAGGACUAUGACAUAAUUGUGACAGAGCUUUAAUUUGGAGUUUAAGGUAUGGCUAUGUUAAUUUAUUUUCUUAAUUCCUUGUAAUGUUUGAAUAAAGGGUUACGGUGAACACAUCAUAUGCAAUAUGUAUAUGUGAGUGUUCGGAAAAUUCCGUACUGAGUGUGUUGUAAAACUGGAAAGGAAGUUGUCCUUACCUAAAUGAUGAAGCUUAAUAUUAAUGUGUUUGUUUUGUUAA
This is a messenger RNA of Lycium ferocissimum, 1474 nucleotides long. RefSeq names its product phospholipase A1-IIgamma-like. Gene Ontology annotation, molecular function: glycerophospholipid phospholipase A1 activity. Bases 64 to 1272 code for a protein of 402 amino acids. Lineage: Eukaryota; Viridiplantae; Streptophyta; Magnoliopsida; Solanales; Solanaceae. The transcript is spliced from 2 exons. Gene Ontology annotation, biological process: lipid metabolic process. The record is from RefSeq and is a predicted model, not a curated record.